AUGAACACUGUCCCUCAGCGUGGGAGCGUUGACGAUGACCCUGUGGAAAAGGGGGAUGAUCUCGGAAAGCCGAUUACGCCCACCCAGAGCCAUGGCCGUGGCACAACGGUCGAAUACACAUCCGACAAUACACAUGCACUCAGUGAAGUGGAAAUAAACCUCAGGGUGAUUGACGAAGCUGUCGAGGCCAUUGGAUUCGGAAAGUUCCAAUGGCAGCUGGCCCUUUCCUGUGGAUUUGGCUUCCUCGCGGAUCAGAUGCUCCUCGUGUCCAUCUCUCUCGUCGGACCCCAGCUCAUUCCCGAGUUCGCGCCAAAACACUCCACUUUGCUCCCAGCGUCCAACUACGCUGGCUUGCUCAUCGGCGCGGUUUUGAUGGGCCUGCUUGCGGAUAAUAUUGGGAGGAGGAUGGUGUGGCAGCUGUCGAUAUUCGGUAUCUCUAUUGCUACUAUGCUUGCUGCUUCAUCUCCUAACUGGGCGGCUAUUAACGUAUGGGUUGCUAUUUGUGGCUUCUUCGGAGGCGGAAACCUCGCGAUUGAUCUCACAAUUCUUGCCGAGAACAUCCCUCAGCGAUGGUCUUUUAUGCUUGCUGGACUUGCGUGUGUUUGGGGACUAGGGAAUACUAUCACCGGUAUCUUCGGAUGGGCCCUUAUUGUCCCCUUCAGCUGCCCACAGGAUGCAACACCAGAGACCUGUCCCAAGUCCGCAAACAUGGGUUGGCGGUAUCUGUACAUCCUCCUGGGUGGGUUAUGCCUUGUAAUGUCAAUUAUUCGGGCUCUAGUACUUCGGACACACGAGUCUCCAAGGUGGCUAGUGACUCGCGGCCGCAUCGACGAGGGCGUGGAUGUCAUCAACCGAAUUAGCGCGAUGAACAGGUCGAGCUAUACGAUUUCUGCCGAUCAGUUCAUCAGAAUCGGGUCCACAGAAGAAGUGAAGACGAUGUCAUUUGGCGAAAACAUUCACCGAGCGAGCAGGUUAUUCAAGGGAAAGACACAAAUCAGAUUGAUGAUCUGUCUGACGAUGCUGUGGAUGUUGGUUGGUAUUGCGUACCCUCUUUUUACAAUCUUCUUGCCCUACUAUCUGCGCGCACACGGCGCGGACCUUGGCGACUCAAGUACCUACACCACAUACCGAGAUUGGACAAUCUCGUCAGUCGUUGGCACAUUCGGGCCUAUUCUGAGCACUUGGAUGGUAUCAAACAAGUGGCUUCGAAGUCGCAAAUCGCUCGUGUUUACCGGUGCUGCCUGCGCUGCAUUCGCAGGUGCCUUUACCUCGGUCAAGAACCCUGCUGAGAACCUAGCGUUCUCCUCCAUGGUAAACUUCUGGCUGAAUGCCACGUACGCUAUCAUUUACGCGUAA
Colletotrichum siamense is the source of this 1356-nucleotide messenger RNA. RefSeq names its product Major facilitator-type transporter hxnZ (gene hxnZ-0). The record is from RefSeq and is a predicted model, not a curated record. Gene Ontology annotation, molecular function: transmembrane transporter activity. The transcript is spliced from 5 exons. Gene Ontology annotation, cellular component: membrane. The coding region runs from base 1 to 1356 and encodes 451 amino acids. NCBI's taxonomy places the organism in Eukaryota, Fungi, Ascomycota, Sordariomycetes, Glomerellales, Glomerellaceae. Gene Ontology annotation, biological process: transmembrane transport.